This is a messenger RNA of Pipra filicauda (Wire-tailed manakin), 9354 nucleotides long. It is a transcript of the gene KICS2, whose product is annotated as KICSTOR subunit 2. Gene Ontology annotation, cellular component: KICSTOR complex. Lineage: Eukaryota; Metazoa; Chordata; Aves; Passeriformes; Pipridae. Bases 45 to 1385 code for a protein of 446 amino acids. Gene Ontology annotation, biological process: negative regulation of TORC1 signaling; cellular response to amino acid starvation; protein localization to lysosome. The record is from RefSeq and is a predicted model, not a curated record. The transcript is spliced from 3 exons.
CACCAGCCCCGGAAGUGGCGGCCGCUGCGGAGGCGCCGGGCGGGAUGGGGGAGUCGAUCCCGCUGGGUGCGCCCGUGCCGGUGGAACAGGCCGUGCUGGAGACCUUUUUCUCCCACCUGGGCAUCUUCUCCUACGACAAGGCCAAGGACAACGUGGAGAAGGAGCGGGAGGCCAACAAGAGCGCGGGGUCCAGCUGGCUGGCGCUGCUGGCCGGGCUGGCGCACCUGGCGGCGGCCGAGAAGGCCUAUCACAGCAUGACCUUCCUGGGACAGAAGCUAGGUGGUCAGUCAUUCUUCAGCCGAAAGGACUCCAUCCGAACCAUCUACACAUCUCUGCAUAAUGAGCUGAAGAAGGUGGUGGCGACGGGUCACAAUGCACUAGGAGGAACAGCUCCUCACUUGGAAGAGCUGCUUUCUCACCUGUCUGAACAGCUCUGUUUUUUUGUUCAGGCUCGGAUGGAAAUUGCUGACUUCUAUGAAAAAAUGUACACGCUCAGCACCCAAAAGUUCAUUAACUCUGAGGAACUGGUAAACAUUUUGGAAUCCAUCUUAAAGAAAUACAGCUCAAGAUUUCAUCAUCCAAUCCUCAGUCCUCUUGAAAGCAGUUUCCAGCUGGAAGUAGAUGUGCUUGCUCAUCUCCUAAAGGCUCAGACUCAGAUCUCAGAGUGGAAGUUCCUUCCAUCCCUGGUCAACUUGCACAGUGCUCACACAAAACUACAGACGUGGGGUCAAAUUUUUGAGAAACAACGAGAGACCAAGAAGCACCUGUUUGGAGGGCAGUCUCAGAAGGCUGUACAACCUCCGCACCUCUUCCUCUGGCUGAUGAAGCUCAAAAACAUUCUCCUUGCCAAGUUUAGCUUUUACUUUCAUGAGGCCCUUAGUCGACAGACAACAGCAUCUGAAAUGAAAACUUUGACUGCUAAAACAAAUCCUGAUUACUUUGGGAAAAUUUCCAGCUUCAUCCGGAAGUAUGAUGCCGUCAAUGUUUCCUUAAUUUUUGACAAUCGUGGAUCAGAGAGUUUCCAGGGACAUGGUUAUCACCAUCCCCAUUCAUACAGGGAAGCCCCCAAAGGAGUGGAUCAGUACCCUGCGGUGGUGUCUCUGCCCAGUGACAGGCCUGUUAUGCACUGGCCCAACGUGAUCAUGAUUAUGACUGAUAGAACCUCUGACCUCAACAGCUUGGAGAAGGUUGUUCACUUCUAUGAUGACAAAGUCCAAAGCACGUACUUUCUGACGCGCCCUGAACCUCACUUUACCAUUGUAGUUAUUUUUGAAUCCAAGAAGUCAGAAAGGGACUAUCAUUUUAUUUCUUUUCUCAAUGAAAUUUCACAUUCCCUUAAGAACUCCAAAGCUUUUGCGAGCUUGAAGCCUGGAUCCAAAGGGUGAAAUACAGACUGUUUAUAAGUUGUCAAGGCAGUAUGUCAGCCUUGAGGGAGCUGUAGCUUUCAAGAGUUACAUAAAUUUAUGAUUCUCAGAGUCUAAUUGAAAAGGAACUUUUUUUUUAAUGUUAUAAGUUCCUUUCUUUUAAGCUAGCAGACACUUGAAAAGUAUUUUUGGGCAGUACUCAGUGGGGCAAUUUAAUUGUGGGGUGCUAAAUAGCCACAGUGGGAUUUUUUUGGUGUGGUUUUCAGUAUUCAGUAUGAUUUAUUUUUUCAGUCCAACAAUUUUGUUGCCUGUAUCAGAAAGGAGUAUAUGCACUUUAUCUUAGUCUGAUCACUGACUGUCUUCUACAGAGUUUAUUGAAAAUGUCGUAAGGAUGUAUCUUUUCAGAAAACAGCAUUGCCUGAGAGGAAUGAUUUCUGGGAACUAAAUGCUGAUGCAAGGGAAUAUUAGAAAAAGUGAACCUGCAAGGAUACAUUUUAAAUAAAAAUAUGAGAAUCAGGAAAAGCACUAUUGUUAGUUAUAAUUUAGUUUUCAAAGGGUUUAAAAUGAUAAUUGAGGUCUCUGACACUCUCUGUUAAGCACCAGUCUCAGUUAUAAAUGCCCUGUGUCACAAAACUUGGUCAUUGCUCCAGAACCUGGACUGGGGCAAGAAAAACGGCAGCAUGGGCUGGAAGGCCAGUAUUCACCGGAGUGCUGUGACAGUGUGGGUACAGGAAUAGUCUUGGCUCAGACUAACUGAAGGAGACAAGCUGAAGUUGCACAGGUGUUCUAGAAGGAACAACUCCACGGAAAAAGCAGCAAAGCUGUUUUCAAAUUGUGCUUUUGUCUGGCUAACUUAAAAGAGAAGCAAAGAAAGGCAGUAGGAAAUGCCCUUUGUAAAUGAUUUAUUUUCUAGUUUGCUGUUCAUCUCAACCUGGAUUUGUUUUCAGAUUUUUAUAAAUGCAUAGUUUUUUCAAUCUGUUCAGUUUUAAAUAAUUUAAUAAUUAAGCCAAAACACUGGGGAUUUGGAUUUAAAUAUAUAGCCUAUGCAGUGUGUUUACCUCAUUCUAAAAUGUCUCUUUCACCACUUCUAGACUGCAAGUUUGGAAAAAGUAUAUUUUCUAGUUACCCCAAAAGUGCUUUAAUUUGGAAAUCAGUAUUUCCAAAUACAAUAAAAGGGUCAAUUUGGCUGUACCUGUAGCCUUACAUUGCAGGGUUCUAACUGUUAGCUAUGCAGUUGUGCACAUGCUUUUAUGGGAAUUCAGGAGCACUUAUAUACAUAUAUAAGUGUAGUAAAAUUAAGUCAGUAGUUGACAUUUGGUAAAGUGUAACAUCAGGUUUAAUUUAAAAGGGAGCUUAGGUCAAAAUGUUGGUUUCUGUUAAGACUGAAAUAUGAAAGGUACCAUUGCAAACGUGUCUUUUAAUGAUUCCCUUUCUCUCCCACUUAAAGUUCUGGUAACUUGUCUUGCCUGGCUGCAAGUGCUGAUUUUUUAACAAUCAUAUAAGCACAUUCUGUUCUCAAAAUGCAAGCUCUGACUUGCCACUUUGUGCCAAAUGGAGCCUUCUGUGCUUUGCUAUAACUGUUGUGAAUAUCUGUGCUAUUGCCUUUCACCUGAAGUCUCGGUCUGACUUCAGCAUCACUCUCAAAAGCUCAGUCUGCUCUUUGUUGCUGGAAAAUAACCAGAGUUGCAAAUAUACCAGAAACUGGAGGGUACCUGUUUGUGAUAGCAUUACACUUUGCAGCUUGAAUUGCUCUUAACAGGACAAAGUUGCAAAUGACAGUAUUGAGAGAGUUUGAGUGCUUCCCUCUGUGGGACAGUGACCUUGUAAUAACAUUGUAAUUUUGACUUCCUCAGCCUGAGUAACAAGAAUCUGUUGCUAAAACUGAUUCCCAGUCUUCAGCAGUGUAAUAAAGUGUUGUACAAAGUCUGUCUGCCUGUACAAUAUUUCCCUGUCAUACUAACUAUCUAUAGAAAAGAGGAAAGAAAACAGGAAAGAGACUGUGCAUGGUACAGGCACCUUCUUGUUCAUUUCUGAGCUGCUGGGGAUGAGUUGGAAGAAGUGAAGGAGAAAUCUGGUGCCCUUUGGAGCAGCUUUUACCGGUUGUUGAAAUGGCUAGAGGCUGUUCCCAAUGGUUUUUAUGGGGAGAGGAAAAGGAGGUGACUGUUCAGCAGACCUGGUAGUUCAGUUCCCAUGCUCCUGCCACUGUGUUUGGCAAGUGGUGUCUCAGAAUAGGGAAGGGAUGUUAGGUGAUGUUUCUGUGCAGGAGGAGGUGAGACCUGCUUUGCCUCUUAUCAAUUCUAAGGUGGUUUGCUGCAGUUUUCUUCACAGAAUCUUGGAGAAGCAGCCAGAGGGGCCUUCUGACUCAUGGGUAAGAAGUUCUGAAUAUUUUGGUUGAUGAAGAAGCAAAGGGAGCCAUAACCAUUACCCUCAUGGUGUGGGAAGGGAGGGAAUGGGAGAGAUGUGCAGGCAGUGGAGAGAAUUGGGUGCUGGAGAAACUUUUGUGGAGCUAUCUGUGUUUCAGAGUCCUGUCCCUGAUACUCUCCUUGUUAAGAUCUCAGCCUUAAAUUAAUACAAGAUGGGAAGCAGAAAAUUGAGACUGUAGGAAGUAGCUUGGAUGACAACAGGUGAAGCUGAAGAGAGGUGACGCUAGAGUCAGUAUCAAAUAGUUUUGCAGAGUUGAGGUGUGCUAUACCAAAAACUGUGUGUGCGGUGUGAGUGUGUGUGAUGAAUGAAUAUAGAUUUGUUAAACCCAUGAAAAAUUCUGGCACAGUUCUUAUUUCUUGCUUUGAGGAGUUUGUUUUAAAUUACAGAUAAGGUAGUUGGGAGUCUGAGUUGGGUUCAAACUGAAAGAGGGAAAUUUAGGUUAGGUAUAUGGAAGAAAUUCUUUGCUGUGAGGGUGGUGAGGCACUGGAACGGGUUGUCUAGAGAAGUUAUGGACGCCAUACUUGAACUGGUGUUCAAGGUCAGGUUGGAUGGAGGUUUUAGCAACCUAGUCUAGUUCAAGGUGUCCCUGCUCAUGGCAAAGGGGUUGGAACUAGAUGAUCUUGAAGGUCCCUUCCAAUCCAAACCAUUCUAUGAUUCUAUAUCGAUGAUGUAAAAUUGGCUAGACCAGUAAUGAAAACCUGCGUAAUUAAGUAAGGAGGAGAAAAUGUCUGUGGAGUAAGUAAAGGAACCAGAAACUCAGUAACUGGAAAAAAAAAUAUAUUCGUUACUAACUUCAGUACUGGAAAGAUUGAUCAGUCUCUUUACUGUAAGAACUGGAAAACAAAUACACUUUUGCUGAGCUGGGUGAUAUCCUGUCUGGCAGCUUUUCCUCUGCACCAGUGUAGCUAAGCAAGAUUAAAUGUACUAAUGUGCUUUAAAAGUCUUGUAUAAAUUACUACUUCAAGUGCAAGAUAUAAAGAUGUUUGUGAUGGUGUACUGAAAGCCAUCACUUCCAGACAUAUUUAAACAUUUUUAAAACAGGUACUGAGAUUUGAUAUUCCAAGUGCCACUCAGAUUGCUUAUAAUAGCAGUGUGGAAGCUUAUCUUGCAGUAAAUUGCAUGUACCUCAUCACUUACUUCAGUCCAUGAGGAUUUUGGCAGAAUAUUUAAUUUAGUAACCUUUUGCCUGCAGUGUGAUUUUUGACAGCAAAUGUAUUCUAAGAACUCCUAGGUGUUUUAUAUUUAUGUCUUGUAAGCUGUUUUCUUCAACAUGUGGUGUUCAGUUUUUUUUCUUAAAUAAAAUAUCUUUCCUUUUCUCCUGCCUUUGCAUGAGGAGAGUGCAGGGAAUGGAAACUAUUAAUAUAUUUUGCAUCGUGCUGCAAAGGACCGCAACAUAUGCAUAAUAUUCAGAUUUUAAUGAUCUAAAAGUAAUGUAAGUUCCUGGUACCUAUUUGAAUACUAACACUUAUUGUUUAUCUAAUUGACUUUAAAAAAAAAAAAGUCUGCACUAUAACUGGAAGCAAUUUUAUGGCACUCACACAAUUAAUUAUUGCUCUGACCUGCUCUUCAUAUACGAACCUUUUGAAACACUUGUGAUCAUUCUAGUGGUAGUUCUUUGAUAUCAUUUAUCUGAGGAUUCCUUGUGUAGGUCAGUCUGCUGCUGCCUUUUACUGCACUGGGUCCUGAUCUUCUCAUAACCAAGCUUUGCUUAAGAAAAUCAGCAGUGUGCUGUACUUCAUUCCUCAAGUCAAUGUAGGCCCAGUGCCUACAACCCCUCCUCUUGCAGUAAGCACAGCUUGGCUCGUCCUGGGCUUGUGGUCAGCUUUGUGGUUGCUUCCAGAAGUGCUGGUACUAAGCUUAGUUGGCUGGAAAAUUUGGUGUUUCUGCCCUGUUUUCUCCAUUAGUCCUGUUUUCAGACUCUGAAAGAUGUAAGCCAGCCCUGCCAAGGUGGAUGCAGCUGAGGCCAAGCACUGUUUAUUUGCUGGGGCUCUGCCUGAGCCUCAAGAACGGUAGGUCAGUGUCCUGCCUGCUGGGGACAGCUGUUGUGUGGCUCAGCAGGGAUGGCCUUCGGGCUGCGAUUGUGCAAAGGCAGGAGCCGUUAUGGGAAGAGCAGGAGAGGCUCUGGAAAUGAGAAUGCUGACAAAGGACAGCAACAGCAUAAUGCUUUGCAGAGCAGGCAGAAAAUACAGAAGUCAAAUGUAAGAUGGAAUUGGACUUUGAUUUCCUGUUAGCAAAGGACUGAUUUAAAGAUUAAGUCUCCGUUGGAGGAUAAAGGUAUCAGAUUUUUGCCAUGAAACUGCUUUAGGUAUUCAAUCAUUUUCCUCCAGGAACUGCCUCUUUCCCUCUCUUGUGCAUGAACGCAUUCAACGUAUUGCCUGACUUAUUUUGCAGUUGUUAUGGGGCUUUUCUGGGAGAGUUUGCAGGCCUGAGUUCAGUUCUCUCCUAACUUUCAACAUGGCGUUGCAACUGCUGGGUUUGUGGUUGGGUAACAAAGUUCUCUACCUUGCAGCUGGGACCUGGCUGUGCCCUGGCCUCACGUAGCAGCAUGAGAAUAGCAAAAUGAGGGAGGAGACAAGUCACUACAAGAUGGGCUGGAGCGGGUGACAGCUCUGGGACAGACAGGCAGGGAGAAAACAGAUGCUGAAGGACUGCAUUGCAGAUGGACUGUGAGCAGAAGGUUUUUGUUGGCCCCUCUGUGUUGUGGCCUAAUUUCACAGAAAUCCAUAUAGAUUUUAUGUCCUGAAAAAGCUAUGCUAGACCCCGCCUGCAGUUGCAGCUGCUUGUUUUAUGUGACUUCUUUGAAAUAACUAUACUGUUUCCAGGAUGGUGGUGUUUAAUCUUUAGGUACCAACAAUCUUGGCAAAGCAGCUAUUUUUGGGCAGGUGAUUAAGGCAGCCUUUGUGGUAUCCCAUUGUUAGAUGGGAUAUGCUGCUACUGUGCUAUAAGUGAACAUCUGAAGCUUCAGAGCAAUGCAAUGUUGUGCUUUAUUUGUGCAGGUCACUGCUGAUAAGAUAGAAUAUGUAGUGGCACUAAGCUUUUGUCUCUGUGGUGUAUGCUUCAUUUGCUACAAAGGUACUGAGAGGUUUUUUAGUGUGUAAAAGUUGAAUUGUUCAGAUCAGAGCCAAAAAGAGCCAGCAUCACCAUGAUCCUGUACUGGGAUGCACAACAUGGAACCAAGAAUUGUAAAUUUCCUGGGGAAAGGAUGACGUGAUCUUGAGCAAAAUGAGGGCCAGCAAGAGAUGCUAAGGGAGGCUGGAGGUGUCUAAUUCCCAGCCUUUGAUUUUGUCUUGGAGUUAGUCCUCUCUGAGAACACAAGCAGAGGGCAUUGUCUCCUGUAGUACAGAAUGGCCUGAUGGUCUCUUAAGCAUUUACUUCAACCAAGUUCAAUGUUGUCUUUCACCAGAGGAUUCCAAGUCAACCUCUUCACUUUUCUGUGUGGUUGUGCAGAUGUUCAGCAGAGUCUCCAGGUAUUUCCGCUACUUUCUCAGGUGAGGAGCAAACUUCCUCUCCCUGGAUCAUUCUCUUGGCAAAUGGGGGAUGAGAGGUUAAAUUGUCUGAAGAGGAGAAACUCAUCUGCUUUGUGGGUGGGUGCAGUCAUCACUGUGUGAACAGUGAACAGUAGCAAAAGGACCACCCUGCUUUCAGGAGGAUCGAGGGUAGUGACUGCAGCCUGGAGUUGCACAUCCUCCCAGUGUGAUUGAGUCUGGUUCUUCAGGGACUGGUAGUGAUGCUUCCCCAAGGACUGCCUGUGACUGCCUGAGACCUCCAUAUCACCUAGAGGUAAAACUCCAGGAAUGUACAAGGCUUAAAGAAUGAAAACUUGGGUUAUGGUACCAUGCGUUUAAUGUGAGGGAUCAACAUUAGACUUGUAGUGGGAGAGCUGAGGCUGCUUUUGCCUCCAGCAGUACAGCUGGCUCGUGUCCCCACUCCGAGAGAUGCCAGCUCUUAUCAGAGGGAAUGGGGUGGGGGAUUGGGAGUACUAACAGGUUUAGCCUUCUGUGUUUAAUCUGAUGAUGCAAAGCUGUCCAAACUGUUUAAAAAAGUUGGUGGAUUAAUUCCCAUUCUAGGUGUAGAGCUUGCCUCUGAGUAAAGUGCCUGGAGCUCUGCUGAAGGCAAGAUGUGUAAGCUGAAUAAAAGCUAUCUUUCCCUUUUCUUCAUGCAUCCCUGUCCAGAGAGAGAAAGAGCAAAUUACUUUGAACUGUCAUUGGAUAAUAGCUUUUUGGAAAAAACCUGAUCCUCAUUUAUCGUUACAGAAGCAAGGACUUACUGCAAUGAAUCAAGUUUUCACCCCACCCUCCUAAGAAAUUUAUCUACAAUUUCACCUGCAAAUUCAAUACAGUGGGAUGUAGCUGAUGAGCUAUCUCCACAGUGAAGUUAUACUCUGCACUCAGGCUGGCUUUGCUUGGAGGACUCCAAAAUUUUGUACACUGAGUUUUCCCAAUACAGCAGUUGCCUCAGGCUGGCUGACCUGCUGACUGUACCUCACGGUGAGAAAAGUGGGAGGCAAAUUUCCAAAGCUGUGCAUUACUCACUCUCAGGUAUAAAAAUAGAUGAGUAUAAAUCUUGGUCCAGCCUAGUGGGAUUUGUGGCACUAUCUAAUUUUUCUUGGUGUCCCUGUAGACUGAAAUACCCCUUAGACGUAAGGCUCUCAAUAUCUAAAUAUGCUGUGGAUGCCUCAGGCUCAUCUGUACUUGGGAAUGAUUUGUUAAAACAAUGGCUGCUACAUUAGGAAUGGUUCAUUUUAGUUGUUUCUGACUGAAAUUAUAGGGGAAUGGUGAAAAAAAUCCCACCACCACCUUACUCUUGAGUUUGUAGUAUGUCCAAGAAGGAGGUGCAAGUUCAGAGACAGAAUAAUCACAAGCUCUUGCCAUAUCUACCUUUAAAGCUGUCAACCAAAGUAUCUUCAGGGGGCUGAUAAUAAUAUAUUGAAAGUGUAAGGCUCAUGCUUCAGAGUAUAAUUUGCUCAUCAAGCACUGAGGGACUCAUCUGUCUGGAAGGUUAUUCUGCAACUGUGCAUUAAAGGGACUUUAUUGUUUUAUGCUUUUCAUGUUAGCAUUUUCUUAAGCACUUACAAAAAUAAGGUAUGCUUGAAAAGAGCCAGAUACAGCUUUUUCAAAAGCUGCGAGUUUCACAGACUGCAGAGUGUGGGCACUUAAUUCAGCGCAGGUAAACAAAUUCCUAUUUGCAAUUUUUGUGCCAUUUCUUAAUGCAUAUGAUCAAUAUGUUAAAUUACAUUUUUGCCUCAGUAAAGCCAGACAACUGCCACUAGAGGGUAGUGUUAAUACAGAAAGAAAAAAGUAAUUUGUAAUCUCUUUCCAGAAUAAAAUUAUACUCUCCUAUGCAUGUAUAAAUAUGAGAUAGAUUUUACUGCUCUAGUCAGAUUUGUUUGAAUCUUUUUGUCUUUCUUCCCCAUAGAGUGAUUUAUGUAGUUCUGUUUCAGCUGUAAACAGCAAUAGCGGGUAUCUCGUUUCAUACCUUAAUGUAUAUAUGAAUACUAAAAUGAUGUUGUUUCCUCUUCUUUGUGAGAAACUUUUCUAUUGAAUUACAAAGAAAAAGCUAUAAAAGA